Messenger RNA from Lachancea sp. 'fantastica', 444 nucleotides. The record is from the annotation of a GenBank genome assembly. Lineage: Eukaryota; Fungi; Ascomycota; Saccharomycetes; Saccharomycetales; Saccharomycetaceae.
AUGGCACGUUCUAGAGGUGGCGUUAGAUCCAGACCAGCUCCAGCCCAGACCCGUUCGGCGUCCACCAUGGCUGCUCAACCCCAUCAACAGCAGCACGCUCCAGUAGCACCACAGCAGUCUAGCGCCUACUCUCAUCCACAAUCGGGUGCGCAGGCUCGCCAGCCCGGUCUAUUCUCGCAGAUGGCUUCGACCGCUGCCGGUGUGGCCGUCGGUAGCGCUGUGGGUCACACUUUGGGUGCCGGUCUAACCGGCAUGUUUUCUGGAUCCUCCAGUGCUCCUGCUGCCGAGCAGCAGCAGACAUUCGCGCAGGACCAGGCCAGAGGCUGUGACGUUGAUGCCAGAACCUUCACCAGAUGUUUGGAAGAAAACAGCGGAAACAUGCAAGUGUGCGAUUUCUAUCUGCAGCAGUUGAAGGCUUGCCAAGAGGCCGCUCGCCAGUACUGA